UCUCUUGCAAGACUUGGAUCACACGUGGUCAGCCCAAAUCACUUUGGAUCUCAGGGUUCUUCUUCCCUCAAGGCUUUCUUACUGGAGUGUUGCAGAAUCAUGCCCGGCGUUACAGUUUGCCUAUCGACGAGCUUAAUUUCCGCUUCAGCGUGGUGCCGGCGUACAGGGAUGAGGAAGCAGUCUGUGAGGCUCUAAGCACUCUUCCCAUUGGUGCAAAACUGAACAUGGAUGAGGAGUUACCAGAGCCGCAGGACGGUGUACUUGUUCACGGCAUGUUCAUGGAUGCCUGUCGCUGGGAUGAUGUCGGCAUGGUGAUUGAUGAUGCUCUGCCUCGGGUUAUGAACGCCAUGCUGCCGGUGGUGCACUUUGAGCCGCAGCAGAACUACGUCCCAGAGCCUGACCUCUACCACGCUCCUCUGUACAAGACCUCAGCCAGAGCUGGCACUCUGUCCACCACAGGUCACUCAACUAAUUUUGUGGUGACAGUAAUGCUUCCCUCCAAGCGACCCAGCGACUACUGGAUAUCCAAAGCCUCCGCACUCCUGUGCCAGUUGAAUCAUUAAAUAUUUAUUCGAGGACAAAGCAGAAUUUUGAAUGGCACCAAAACA
Molecule: messenger RNA, 608 nt
Organism: Neolamprologus brichardi
Lineage: Eukaryota; Metazoa; Chordata; Actinopteri; Cichliformes; Cichlidae
Source: RefSeq, a predicted model, not a curated record